AUUUAUAAUAAAAUGUGUAAUGACGGAGGGUUCUGAAAUUUUAAAUUUUGAAUUACGCAGUAUUUCUAUCUUUAAAAAUCUAAUCAAUUUUGAAAUGUAAACAGUAACAGUAUGAUAGUUAGUUUUCAGCCCUUCACCUGUCUACAGAUAUGCAAAGAGGAACAGAAAAGAAUUACUGGAUGGUCCGUUGGCUCCUGACAAUCCUAAUAACAGCUGCAACACUACCAAGCAUAUUAACUUGUGGAGCAGGCCAAAAACAAAGAACAAAUGCUAAUGGAGCUACACUUUGUUGUUUUACAGCAAAAUGUAAUACUAGUCAGAGGUUUAGAUUUUGUCAGAAGGAUCAGGGAUACGACAUAUGCCAGGACUGCCCUCCAGACCAGUACACUAAUGAUCCAAUAAAUACAAGUCAGUGGAAUGAAGAAACUGAUGUCUGUGUAUUAAAGCCUGAUUGUAGUGCACCUGAGAAGAUUUUAGUUGGAAAUAAAUGUGAGUGUGAUCGUAGUAAAGGAUACUUUGGUACAGACCCUGACAACUGUGGUAUCAAAGUUGAUGAUUGUAAGAAGGCGGGGUAUCAGUUAAAUAAUUAUGGAAGCUGUAUUGAGUGUGGUUCUAAUCAGUUCAAGCCAGGAAUAGACCAAUUUGGAAUAUGUCAAGAUAAAAGAAAAUGUAAAGAUGGUGAAAUAGAAGAAAACCCUGGAAAUACAACCAGUGACAGAAUUUGUAAGAAACAAGAAGAAACAACAACUGUUGUCCCACAAGUUAUUACAACUACAGGUAUUACAUCAAAUAUUGAUAAAGUCUGUCUCAAAUGA
Mytilus trossulus (common blue mussel) is the source of this 815-nucleotide messenger RNA. RefSeq lists its product as uncharacterized. The transcript has 7 exons. The record is from RefSeq and is a predicted model, not a curated record. The coding region runs from base 150 to 815 and encodes 221 amino acids. NCBI's taxonomy places the organism in Eukaryota, Metazoa, Mollusca, Bivalvia, Mytilida, Mytilidae.